Molecule: messenger RNA, 633 nt
Organism: Choloepus didactylus (southern two-toed sloth)
Lineage: Eukaryota; Metazoa; Chordata; Mammalia; Pilosa; Megalonychidae
Product: cAMP-responsive element-binding protein-like 2
Exons: 1
Coding region: 1-633 (210 amino acids)
Biological process (GO): regulation of DNA-templated transcription
Cellular component (GO): nucleus
Molecular function (GO): DNA-binding transcription factor activity
Source: RefSeq, a predicted model, not a curated record
AUGAAAAGGUAUUCAGACACCCAGAAACUGUCAGGAGGGGGAGGAGGAAGCGUCGUUGUCGAAGAGAGGCAAUUUGGGCCACCUCCAGGGUCCUCUCUGCCAUUUCUGAACUGGACCCUCAUCCCUGUGAUUGUGGCAUCAGUGAAGAGAGCUGUUAGGGGAGAAGCAGGGGCAGUCAACCAAAUCCCCUUCCUUCCCCUGAGGCGGGGCCAGGCCAGGCCAGCUGAGGCGGGGGAGGCCGGGGGAGGGAGCGCGGGCCUGACUGCUGAGCUGAUUGACGGUAAGAUGGUUGGAGGCAAAGUAAAGAAGCCUGGUAAACGUGGUCGGGAGCCAGCCAAAAUCGACUUGAAGGCAAAACUUGAGAGAAGCCAACAGAGUGCAAGAGAAUGCCGGGCCAGAAAAAAGCUGAGAUACCAGUAUUUGGAAGAAUUGGUGCUCAGUCGGGAAAGAGCCAUAUGUGCUGUCAGAGAGGAACUGGAAAUGUACAGGCAGUGGUGCAUGGCAAUGCACCAAGGAAAAACCCCUGCUGAAAUAAAGUCCCUGCUCGCUGGAGAAGAGCAGAAUAAAUCCCAGCAGAACCCUAGCAGGCACACCAAGGUUGGGAAGGCAGAAGCUAGUAACAGUUCCUUGUGA